AUAGAUUGGUUAACGCCGUUUGACUACGGUUCACAGCAAAGCGACUAUAUUGGGAGGCGACAGCCUGGAACUGGCCAAUGGCUUCUGGGAUCGGCAGAGUACCAGACGUGGCUAAAGAGCCAGAAGCAGACGUUGUUCUGCCCUGGCAUUCCCGGAGCGGGAAAGACAAUUAUUACAUCCAUCGUAGUUGAAGAGCUUACUACUCACUUCCAGUCUGACGAGAGGAUUGGCAUUGCAUACCUUUAUUGCGACUUCCGGCGGCAAGACGAACAGAAGGCCGACAACUUACUAGGGAGCCUACUGAAACAGCUUACCCAGUGUCAAUCGUCUCUAUUACGCACCGUAAAAGAACUCUACGAACGAUACAAAGAUAAACGGAUACGGCCAUUAUUCGAUAAAAUCUCGAAAGCCCUCCACUCUAUAGCCGCUGAGUAUUCGAGAGCCUUUAUCGUCAUCGAUGUACUCGAUGAAUACCAAGCAUUUGAUGGCUGUCGAACGAGAUUCCUAUCAGAGAUUUUCAGCCUUCAGGCUAAGUACGGAGCAAAUAUCUUUGCGACUUCAAGAUUCAUUCCAGAGAUCACAGAAAAGUUCGAAAGGAGUUUAUUAAUAGAAAUCCGUACCAGUGAUGAAGAUGUACGGAGAUAUCUUGAUAGUCAGAUGUUCCGGCUACCAGGGUUUGUGGUUGGUAGCCCGGAGCUGCAGGAGGAAAUAAAGACUGAAAUUAUUAGAGCCGUUGAUGGAAUGUUCUUGCUUAUACAGCUUUAUCUUGAUUCCUUAAUCGGAAAGAUAGCACCAAAGACAGUCCGAGCCGCUUUAAAGAAGCUGCCGACAGGAUCCGGUGCGUAUGACUAUGUAUAUGAGGAUACUGUAGAGAGAAUUAAGGGACAGGUUAUAGACGCGAAAGAGCUUGGUAUGAAGGUUUUGUCUUGGAUCGCUUGCGCAAAGAGGCCGCUCAAAACAACGGAACUUCAGCACGCGCUUGCGGUGGAAGUUGGCGAGGUGGAACUCGACCAAGAGAAUCUGCCACAGAUUGAAGCCAUGGCCUCAGUGUAUACUGGAUUAGUUACCGUUGAUAAAGAAAGCAAAAUCAUUCGGUUAGUCUACUACACGACGCAGGAAUACUUCGAGCGAAUACAAAAACGGUGGUUUCCAAAUGCAGAGGCUAAUAUUACGAUAAUCUGUAUUACCUACCUCUCAUUUGAUAUUUUUGAGCAUGGGUAUUAUCAAACGGACGACGAAUUCGAGGAGCGAUUACGGUCAAAUCGGUUUUUUGAGUACGCCGCACGAAACUGGGGGUAUCAUGCUCGCAAGAUUUCAACUCUAAGCCAAGCGUUAAGCCAAGUAUUAAGCCUAGUAGUCGUAGAGUUUCUUAAGAGUGAAGCUAAGGUCAAUGCAUCUAGCCAAGGGUUAUUGGCUAUUAAGCACUACUUACGGAAAUCAAAAUAUAGCCAGAAAGUUCCCAGAUGGAUAACGGGACUACAUUUGACGGCAUACUUCGGGGUUGAGGCUAUAGUUAAGCUGCUGCUUGACAUAAGCAAGGCCGACAAAUACGAUAAGCAGACGUCGCUAUUAUUAGCUGCUAAGGCAGGGCACAAGGCUAUCGUCCAGCUGCUACUCGAGAUAGGCAAGGUCGAUAUUGACUCGAAAGAUGAGUCCGGUCGUACGCCGCUGUCGUGGGCUGCUGGGAAGGGGCACGAGACUUUCAUCCAGCUGCUGCUCGAUACAGGCAAGGUUGAUAUUAACUCAAAAGAUGAGUCCGGUCGGACGCCGCUGUGGUGGGCUGCCAGCCACGGUCGCGAGGCUAUGGUCAAGCUGCUGCUCGAGACAGGCAGAGCCGAUGUCGACUUAAAGGAUAGCUACAAUCAGACGCCGCUAUCGUGGGCGGCUGAGAACGGGCAUGAGGCUAUGGUCAAGCUGCUACUCGAUAAUGGCGCUGAUAUCAGUAUAGAGAACAGAAGUGGCUGGACUGCCCUACAACUAGCGGCACUCAAUACAUAUGAAAGUAUAGAGCAGCUCUUGGUGAUACAUGGAGCGCCUGAGCCAGAUGACUUUAUAGGCUUCAGAAGCUGUUUUUGUAAAGUAGUAUUUAAAUCGUAUUAUAUAUAUUUUCAUAACCUUAAUAGAGAGGGGCUUGGGGGACCUAAUCUUUAUAUAUUAUACUUAAUAUUAAAAUGCUUUAUAGCAGCUUCGCUUUUACUCUUCUGGCCAUGUAAUGCUAUACUCUCUAAUACUUACUUCAGCGUACUCUUAUACUAUAUGCAAUUUAAAGAGUAG
This is a messenger RNA of Hyaloscypha bicolor E, 2274 nucleotides long. RefSeq lists its product as uncharacterized. The record is from RefSeq and is a predicted model, not a curated record. The transcript has 3 exons. Gene Ontology annotation, molecular function: protein binding. The annotation marks the transcript as partial. Lineage: Eukaryota; Fungi; Ascomycota; Leotiomycetes; Helotiales; Hyaloscyphaceae.